UCUAACUGUGUGCUUCAACUUCAAAGAUGACCACAGAGGUAAUGAUAAAUGUAGAACUCCAUUACCAGGUAGAGCAAACUGUGGUAUUUGCUGAAUCUUCAGCAAGAAUCUAAAGAGAGACCAAAGUUGAGAUGUUAGAAGUGUUUACUGUUGUACAUUGGUAAUUUCAUGUGGUAGAUAUUCAUAGUCUACAAAAGAAGGAUCCAGCUGGCAUUACGUCUGGCAACUUGCAAUGUUCAAGUGUGAUGGUGCUUGAAGAAAUGACUGGAGCAAAGAUUCUUGGUGCUGUUGCAGGAGCGAUUGCGGUUGGAUUUGCCUGUGACCAUAUUUUUGCCGACAAAAAGAUUUUUGGAGGUACUACUCCAUCUACGGUUUCAAACAAGGAAUGGUGGGAAGAGACCGACAAGAAGUUCCAGGCAUGGCCGCGUACUGCUGGACCACCCGUGGUCAUGAACCCCAUCAGUCGUCAAAAUUUCAUAGUCAAGUCCCGUGCUGAUUCCUGAACAUAUCAAGUCCUGUGAUUGAACUACAACCGUCAGAUGUUGAUCAAUGUUAAUUCAAAUAUUUUCUUUGUUUCUACCCAUGAGUAAACACAGUAUUAUGGGAGUAAUUUUGUGCUGCAACUUCAAGUCAAAACUUGGGAAUGAUUAGAGGUGCAACUUUUAGUACUUUACCAGACUUUUUAUGAAUAAAAAUUUCAGUUAAUUGUUGAAUUCUUUCUGGU
Cynara cardunculus var. scolymus (artichoke) is the source of this 724-nucleotide messenger RNA. RefSeq lists its product as uncharacterized. Lineage: Eukaryota; Viridiplantae; Streptophyta; Magnoliopsida; Asterales; Asteraceae. The transcript has 3 exons. The record is from RefSeq and is a predicted model, not a curated record. Bases 246 to 503 code for a protein of 85 amino acids.